AUGAUGGGAUUUUCGAUUUUGGUAAUUUUCGGUCAGUUUUUUCUUGGAAUUUAGCGGUUACUGUAGCUUCUGAAAAAUUCUUGAAUUGAAAUAAAUAAGAAAAGUUUCAAAUAUAGUUUCUUAUCAGCGGUUACCGUAACUUUUAGGGAAAAGGGAACUUACAAUAAGUCGGAGUUCUGAGAUUUUUCUAAUUUGACAAUUUUGACCUUUUGGACUCAUGUUUUAGGCUUUAGGAUUAUCCAUUAUGGUAGGUAUUCUUACAUUUUUGUUUUUUUUAAAUAAUUCGAGUUACUGUAGAAAAAAAUACGGAAACAUUUUCCGGUUCGCGGGCUACAGUAUCCAAAAGAAUUUUUGAAAAUAUUAUUUUUGCUACUGUAACUCACUUCGCUGAAAACAAAAUCUAAAAUUCAGAUCUCAAACUUGGAUUCUAAAUGUUUUUCCAGGUCUUCUCACAACAUCGCUCGUUUCAAGCUCAUCUCGUUAUUGGAUCGACUCUGAAACUUCAUUUCAGCCAAGCAGAUUUCGCGCCUUCCGAUUUACACCAAAGAUCUUUACAUCACCCGGUUUGUACAUUUUCCCACGAUUCCUCAAAAAAAAAUUUUUUUUGGAGAAGAAACCCUCUUGUUUUGUUUAUCAAAAAAAGAAUUGCGCAUGAAUUUCCAAUGAAAUUAUAUUUUCUCUCGAAACAAAGAAAAUAAUCGGAAAGAAUACGGUAGUUAUUAUAAAUAAAUCACAAGAGAGAAGGCUGUAAUUUUCAGACGGUUCCAGCAAUUUUGUUUUUUUAUGCAUAAAAUAAAUAAAAAAUUAUGUUUUUUUUAGAAAAUGUGAAAUUGUCGGAAGAAUUGGAAAAUGACAGUGAGGAACUCAAACCAAUGUUCAAAAGAGCCGCUUUCAUCAAAAGACGAGGAAGAGAACUUUUCGGUAAGACAAAUUGCCACGUCAUAAAUCACAAAUGUCAGUAGCGCCUAGUUACCUAACUGUCUAGGCUCCGCGCCUUGCGAGCUUCUAUAUCAAGUAGCCGCACCUAGAGAGGUCAAUUGUCAAGAAUCAGCGCCUAGAGAGUAUAAUUGUGUACGGGUUGUCCGAGGUUUUUCAGUUUCAUCGAAAAUUUGAGAUAAUCUGAGAAACAUCAAUGGUCAAAAAGCCAAUAAAACUUUUCUAAUUGUUAAACAAACAUUGGAAAAGGCGCAAAAAUAUCUCCCUUUUUAUUCGCCAAAACGAAAUUCAAACCAUUAUUUCUUGAAAAAGCGCGAAAAUAUCAGAUUUCCCCAAAAAAUUCUCACAUUAUAUACAUUUUUCAGGAAAACGAUCAGCACCAGAUUUCGAUGGGGACAUGAUGGUUGAUGCAAGAUAUCGACGACGUGCCAACGAACUUUUUGGAAGAAAAUAA
Messenger RNA from Caenorhabditis angaria, 1390 nucleotides. The record is from the annotation of a GenBank genome assembly. Lineage: Eukaryota; Metazoa; Nematoda; Chromadorea; Rhabditida; Rhabditidae.